UGAUUAUUUGGCUAGUGAACUACCCUCUGCAAAUUCUAACCAACUUCUUGCCUAAAACCAUGCAAACCCAAAACUACAAUCUUACUCUUUUCAAUAGUUUGACCAUUUCAAAACCUAACGCAUUGAUCACAUCCCACGUGGUCUUUUGAUCUCAUUACUAAUUUUUCUCAAGAGUACUGUACCAUUGUUCGUUUCUAUUUGCUGCCCAUCUUGGAGUUUUGAAGCUGGAAUGGCUAAAGAGGAGAAGAUCAAAGAGGAGAAAGUUGAUGCAGUGACUACUGCAGUUUACAAAGUUAACCUGCAUUGCCGGCAAUGCGCUCGGGAGAUCCAGAAGCCUCUCUUGAGAGCCCAGGGGAUUCACAAAGUGGAUGCCGACAUCGAGGCUGGUGAAAUUAGGGUUAAAGGUGUGAUCCAUACAAAGAAAAUUCAAGAAAGAAUCGAGAAACUGAGUAAGAAAAAGGUUGAGAUAGUGUCACCACAGGCCAAGAUCAAGGACAGUGUUGCAACAGAAAAGACAGUGAAGGUUAACACCAAAGAAAUUGUGCGUACAACUACGAUAAAGGUUCAUAUGCACUGUGAGAAAUGUGAGCAUGACCUUCGAAGGAAGCUACUAAGGCGUACAGAUAUUUACGGUGUUAAAACCGACAUGAAAGCGCAGAAACUUACAGUUGAAGGGACUGUCGAGUCUGAUAAAUUAAUAGGAUACAUCAGAAAGAAGGUGCACAAACAUGCAGAGAUUAUAGCCCCAAAACCUGAGAAAAAGGAAGAAAAGAAGGAAGAUGUCAAAGUAGAACAAAUAUCCAUCACAACAACACAGACGGUAGAAUUCAUGGAAGACAAGAGCACCAAGGUGGAUAAUGUUCCAUACUUUAUUCAUUGUGCCUAUGAUCCUGAGUUGUUUAGUGAUGAAAAUCCAAAUGCUUGUUGCAUAUUGUAAAAUGUUAUAGGGGACCUUAUUUGAGGGUACAUGCUAGCUUCUUCCACUCAAUUUCUUAAUUUUUAAUUAGCAAAAUUAUGUAAUAAAUGAUAUUCUACCAUACCAUGAAGUAAUUUUCCAAUAAGUUGUGACUUUAUGCAA
Messenger RNA from Vitis riparia (riverbank grape), 1078 nucleotides. RefSeq names its product heavy metal-associated isoprenylated plant protein 4. Lineage: Eukaryota; Viridiplantae; Streptophyta; Magnoliopsida; Vitales; Vitaceae. The record is from RefSeq and is a predicted model, not a curated record. Gene Ontology annotation, molecular function: metal ion binding. The transcript has 4 exons. Bases 230 to 937 code for a protein of 235 amino acids.